UGUUUCAUGCAAUGUAAUUUAGAGGGAAGGAGAAGGACUUACGGAGAGGCAGGCAUUUACUUGAGCUGUCAAAGGGAAGAUGAAGUGAAUGUAUAAACAAGAGGAGCUGUUUGUGUUUUGGCCUAAGUGCUUCUGCUCUGUCCUCACAGGGGAGCCAAACGGAGAGGGGGGAAGACGUGCUGACCAAAGCUGAGAGGGAGUGAGAAAGUGACCGACGUGGGGGAGAAAAGAGAGGAUAAGUUGAAGUCUGUUGCAAAGGUGGAUGAGAAGAUCGAGUUGAGGAUUCUGCCUGACACAGGAGGAGGAGCGCCAGCCUGGGGGGGACCACCAGAUCAGAGGUCUUCCAACAACAACAACAGGACAGGAUGAGGUACCAAGGCAGGGAGGUGGAUAUUGAAGGCAGAGUGCGCCUGGUGAUGGAGAGCGCUUUGACGGCCCGGGACAGGGUGGGGGUGCAGGACUUUGUCUUGCUGGAAAACUACAACAGUGAGGCGGCCUUCAUUGAGAACCUACGGAGACGCUUUGGGGAAAACCUCAUCUAUACGUAUAUUGGCUCGGUUUUGGUGUCGGUGAACCCUUACAAAGAGCUGGAGAUUUACUCCAAGCAGCAGAUGGAGCGCUACAGAGGAGUCAGCUUCUACGAGAUAUCGCCGCACAUCUAUGCUUUGUCAGACAACACUUACCGGGCCAUGCGGACCGAGAGGAAGGACCAGUGUAUUCUGAUAUCAGGUGAGAGUGGAGCGGGUAAAACAGAGGCGUCCAAGAAGAUCCUCCUGUACUACGCCGUCACCUGCCCCACCAACGAUCAGAUGCCUGCCCUCGGUGAAUGCCUGCUGCAGUCCAACCCCGUCCUGGAGGCAUUUGGGAACGCCAAAACAUUUAGGAACGACAACUCCAGCCGCUUCGGAAAAUACAUGGAUGUCCAGUUUGACUUUAGGGGGGCACCAGUAGGCGGUCACAUCCUGAACUACCUGCUGGAGAAGUCCCGUGUGAUUCACCAGAACCACGGCGAGAGGAACUUCCACAUCUUCUACCAGCUGCUGGACGGAGGGGAGGACGACCUGCUCACCACGCUGGGCCUGGAGAGAAACCCUCAGAGCUACCAAUAUCUGGGAAACUGUCCAAGACUCAGCUCCGUCAGUGACAAGAAUAAUUGGAAAGUCGUGAUGAAGGCGCUGUCCGUUAUUGGCUUCACAGAGGAAGAGGUGCAGAAAUUGCUGAACAUCAUCGCAAGUGUUCUCCACCUGGGAAACACUCAGUUUGGGGAAGGCGAGGAGGGAGAAACUUACAUCACCACCGAGACUAAGAUAACAAGCCUCACAAAGCUGCUGGGUGUCGAUGGCUCGGCCCUCGGGGAGGCACUCACUCACAAGAAACUCACUGCCAAAGGAGAGGAGAUGAUCACCCCACUCAGUUUUGAGCAGGCGGUGUCUGCCCGCGAUGCCUUAGCCAAGGCCGUGUACGGUCGGACCUUCACCUGGUUGGUGGAGAAGAUCAACCAGUCGCUGGCUCUGAAGGAGGAAAUCUACCACAGCGGUAAGGGCUGCUCUGUCAUAGGGCUUCUAGAUAUCUACGGCUUUGAGGUCCUACAGCACAAUAGCUUUGAGCAGUUCUGCAUCAACUACUGCAACGAGAAGCUCCAGCAACUGUUCAUUGAGCUCACCCUGAGAUCUGAGCAGGAGGAGUACGAGACCGAGGGAAUUGCAUGGGAGACGGUGCAAUACUUUGACAACAAGAUCAUUUGUGACCUGAUCGAAGAGAAGCACAAAGGCAUCAUCUCCAUUCUGGAUGAGGAGUGUCUGAGACCUGGAGAGACCUGCGAUGUCUCCUUUCUCGAGAAGUUGGAAGACACACUGGGCGGCCAUCCCCAUUUCGUCACUCACAAGUUGGCAAAUGGAAAGACUCGCAGGGUGAUGAGCAGGGAGGAGUUCAGGCUGCUGCACUACGCCGGAGAGGUCAACUACAAUGUCAAUGGUUUCCUAGACAAGAACAAUGAUUUGCUGAACAGGAACCUGAAAGAGGUCAUGUGUCAGUCAGACAACCAGAUCCUGAGUCACUGUUUCCGCAAGGAGGAAGCGAUAGACCAGAAACGCCCGGAGAUGGCCGCCACUCAGUUUAAAAACAGCCUGACGAAACUUAUGGAGAUCCUCAUGUCUAAAGAGCCGUCCUAUGUGCGCUGUAUCAAACCAAAUGAUGCCAAGCAGCCAGGAAGGUUUGAUGAAGUUCUGGUCCGACACCAGGUGAAGUACCUGGGUCUGAUGGAGAACCUGAGGGUCAGGAGAGCUGGCUUUGCCUAUCGCCGUCGCUUUGAAGCCUUCCUGCAGAGGUAUAAGCCCCUCUGUCCCGAGACGUGGCCCAACUGGCAUGGCAGACUGUCUGACGGUGUCUCCACACUGGUCAACCACCUGGGAUAUAAAGCAGAGGAGUACAAACUGGGCAGGUCAAAAAUCUUCAUCCGCUUCCCAAAAACUCUCUUCAACACCGAGGAUGCACUGGAAGCAAAAAGGCCAGAUAUUGCUUUGACCCUGCAGACGUCUUGGAGAGGCUACAGGGAGAGAGCCAAGUACCAACGCAUCAGACGAGCAGUGAUAGUGAUCCAGUCAGGGUGGCGGGGGAUGAAAGCACGCAGGAGGGCUAAGAGGCGUCGCCAGGCUGCUGAGUUAAUACGCAGGCUAAUAAAGGGCUUCAUCUACCGCCAUGAGGAAUUCUGCCCUGAGAACGAGUAUUUCCAUGAUCACGUGCGCUACUCCUUCCUCAAGAACCUACGGAAAAACCUGCCCAAGAGCGUUUUGGACAAAAGCUGGCCGACACCUCCUCCCUCUCUCAUUGAGGCCUCUGACCACCUGCGGAGGCUUCACAUGAGAAACAUGGUCGCGAAGUAUUGCCAUAGAGUCCAGCCUGAAUGGAAGAAGCAGAUGAUGCAGAAGGUUGUCGCCAGUGAGAUCUUUAAGGAUGAGAAAGACAGCUACCCUCAGGGUGUUGGAAGGCUGUUUUUGGACUCCAGGCUGGAACGUGAGCAGAUCAAUCUGAAAGUUGUCCAGACCCUCGGCAGUGACAAAGUGCAGUACGGCGUUACGGUUGUAAAGUACGACAGGAGGGGUUUCAAGCCCCGCCCUCGCCAGCUGCUCCUCACUAACACUUUCGCUGUGCUGGUGGACAGGACCAAGAUCAAACAGAGGAUCGACUACGCUGCUCUGAGAGGUAUCUCUGUGAGCUCUCUCAGCGACGGGAUGUUUGUGCUGCACAUGCCCAACGAGGACAAUAAGCAGAAGGGCGAUGUGGUGCUGCACUGCCACCAUGUGAUCGAGGUGGUGACUAAACUAUCAAUGAUGGCCAGCAAAGUCAACUACGUCAACAUCAGCCCGGGCAGCAUAAGGUUUGUCGUGGCUCGAGGCAAAGAGGGAUUCAUUGAUUUCGUCAGGGGGUCGGAACUGAAGGUGGCCAAAGGCAAGCGAGGACAUCUGCUGGUGACCGCCCCUCAGAUCAACUCUGCAUGAAGAAACCUAAAACAGCGUCCAGUCAAACGGUAAUCCUUUUAGCUCACGGGAGGAUUGCCGCUUUAGAAGUUGUCCUUGUUCGUUUGUAUCUUGACAAAAUGCAGCACAAGCACAUGCUCAAACAGAAGGAAGUUCCCUUAUUAAUUAAUACGCAUCAACUUUAUUACGAAUGUCUUCAAUGUUGCAAAAAUGACUGAUCUUUUUUUAUAAUAAGAAAACCAUAACAUGAAGUCUUCACUGUUUUUCAAAUGCUCUUUAUUGUCAGUCAUACAUAAAUACAUUUCCAUUCUAUCAAUAUAAAAUAUAAUAAUGUUUUAACACUGUAUCUCUAUUGUAAGAGAAAUAAAAAUACUUUGAA
Trematomus bernacchii (emerald rockcod) is the source of this 3855-nucleotide messenger RNA. RefSeq names its product myosin Ic, paralog a (gene myo1ca). Gene Ontology annotation, biological process: vesicle transport along actin filament; actin filament organization. Gene Ontology annotation, molecular function: actin filament binding; microfilament motor activity; ATP binding. Gene Ontology annotation, cellular component: myosin complex; cytoplasm; plasma membrane. The transcript has 32 exons. Bases 366 to 3497 code for a protein of 1043 amino acids. Lineage: Eukaryota; Metazoa; Chordata; Actinopteri; Perciformes; Nototheniidae. The record is from RefSeq and is a predicted model, not a curated record.